Penicillium daleae is the source of this 984-nucleotide messenger RNA. RefSeq lists its product as uncharacterized. Bases 1 to 984 code for a protein of 327 amino acids. Lineage: Eukaryota; Fungi; Ascomycota; Eurotiomycetes; Eurotiales; Aspergillaceae. The record is from RefSeq and is a predicted model, not a curated record. The transcript has 3 exons.
AUGCCACCCGACCUGAACUCGCUGCCACCGUCUCGCUCAUCCUCAACCUCAUCCUCUUUCCCACACCGGAACCCAUCCGCCGUUUCCCCGGGCACUACAACCCCCUCCCCCGCCGUCAACCCCAGCUCUACCUCCCCACGGCCCUCACACGGGUCCAGCAUCGGCCGAGUAUCGGUCUCCGAGCGACGUCGGUCAGCAGCCGGGAUGCAUCUCAAUAUGAACGAGACUGGCUCUACAGCCUCGGGCAAUCACCACAGUGAUGCACCCUGGUCCGAGCAUCGCAGCUCGAUGGGCCAGGCAUUCCGCACUGCCAGUCCCACCAGUCACGGCGGCAGCCCGGUCUUUGCGACCGCGGACCCGCACCAUCAGCGGGCCCCAUCGUUGGGUGAGCUGCAUCAGGAAUUGGAGCAGGAGCAGGAAGCACAAGUGAACCGUCUUCUACAGAUGAUCCGCAGCCAACAGGCCCAGCUACAGCAGUACCAGCAGCAAAACCAACAACACAACUCGUCCGCGUCAGGUACAGCAGUCAUCGACGAUACUACCACUCCAGCAUCAGACCGGUCGGCCACCUUCUUCCCGCCUAUCCCUCCACCCGCAACUGCGCCCAGUAAUCGUCUCUCAAUCUCCUCCGUUUCUAACCGUCGAUCGCGUCCAUCCAGUCAAGCUGCUUCACCGAAUCUGCGACCACGGGAUGCAUCGCGGGGACCCGAGGGCACGGAGGCGUUCCCGAGUCUGCGGGAAAGUACAUCCCGACGAAGCAGCCGAGAUGAAGGGGCAUACUAUCAAGCCGAAGCCGCUAUGCUUAGCCGGGAGAAUCAGAUGCUGCGCCAACGGAUCCGAGAGCUAGAACGGCAAAUCAGUGAAAUGACCACCUCCACGAGGCCGACUACUUCUACGGCCCCCUCCUCGACCCCGGCACCAGGGCAAGAGGCGCCCGAAACGGCAGAUCCACAGGCCGUGCGUUCGGCAGAUGCCAAAGACUGA